AUGCAAAACCUGAGCUCGCUGGGCGUCUCGAGCGCCACGUUGCUGACAGUCCGCCAUGCGAUGCUCGCCGGGUUCUCGCCUAACCCCAGGAGCUUGGGCAACGGGGCGCCCGUGCCGGGCACCGCCAUUUACCAGACUCCCAACCUCACAGGAUGUAAGGAGACAGAACUAUGGACAACGAUCGUGCAGGCGGUGCCUGAGUGUACUGGGGCCACAGCGGUGGAUGGCGGAGCCUGUGGAGGAGAGCCCGUGCUGGUGUAUGUGGGGUGGGAGAGCGUGGAGGUGCAUGACGCGUAUCAUUACACUAAACACGCCGGCGGGCGGUCAUCCGGCGCGAGCACAAGGGGUUCCGCGAGGACCGGCACCGUCGCACUCGCGCACUCCGAACCUGUGAAGUACCACUGA
Penicillium canariense is the source of this 405-nucleotide messenger RNA. RefSeq lists its product as uncharacterized. The transcript has a single exon. Bases 1 to 405 code for a protein of 134 amino acids. The record is from RefSeq and is a predicted model, not a curated record. Lineage: Eukaryota; Fungi; Ascomycota; Eurotiomycetes; Eurotiales; Aspergillaceae.